Molecule: messenger RNA, 2534 nt
Organism: Rubroshorea leprosula
Lineage: Eukaryota; Viridiplantae; Streptophyta; Magnoliopsida; Malvales; Dipterocarpaceae
Source: the annotation of a GenBank genome assembly
AACAAAUGGCUAAAAAAAUCAAAAUUCAUCGUCCAUAGCCAAGCUCGCGAAAUAUGGGCAGCGGGAGCACGAGCAGGAAGGAGAAAUCCUCUUCCAAAAGUCGAAGCCGAAGAAGGGAUUCUGAUGCAGCUGAGUCGCAGUCUGACUCAUAUUCCUACUCCGACGAGCCCGACAGCCGUGAUGCCUCUCCUGAAAGGAGUCGCAGCCGCAAGCGCAGAACUAGCAGCCACAGAAGCAGGAGUACCCGGCGGAGCGAUAAAGAAUCUGAUUACUCCGACGAGGAACGUCGUGGCAGCAGCAAGAAUAGGUCUUCGAGGAGAAUCACCGAAGAAGAAAUCACUGAGUAUUUGGCCAAGAAAGCUCAAAAGAAGGCUACGAGAGUUGCGAAGAAGCUAAAGGCACAGACGGUUUCUGGUUAUUCUAAUGAUUCCAAUCCCUUUGGCGAUUCUAACCUCAAUGAGAAAUUUGUGUGGAGAAAGAAAAUAGAACGAGAUGUUUCCCAAGGAGUCCCCCUGGAUGAGUUUUCAAUCAAAGCAGAGAAGAGGAAACAGAAAGAAAGAAUGGCAGAGAUUGAAAAAGUUAAAAAAAGAAGAGAGGAAAGGGCACUUGAGAAAGCACAACAUGAGGAAGAAAUGGCGCUUUUGGCUAGAGAACGUGCUCGAGCUGAGUUCCAAGACUGGGAGAAGAAGGAAGAGGAGUUUCAUUUUGAUCAAAGCAAAGUCAGAUCACAGAUCAGAUUACGUGAAGGACGUAUAAAGCCAAUUGAUGUUCUUUCCAAGCAACUUGAUGGCUCAGAUGAUAUGGAUAUUGAGCUAAAUGAACCAUACAUGGUUUUUAAAGGCUUAACAGUAAAAGAGAUGGAAGAACUACGUGACGACAUCAAAAUGCAUCUUGACCUGGACAGGGCAACUCCAACACACGUAGAGUAUUGGGAGGCACUUAUGGUGGUAUGCAACUGGGAGCUAGCUGAAGCCAGAAAGAAGGAUGCUUUGGAUCGAGCUAGGGUGCGUGGUGAGAGACCUCCAGCUGAGUUGCUUGUGGAAGAAAGGGGUCUGCAUUCUAGCAUUGAAACAGAUGUAAGCAAUCUCUUGGAAGGGAAGACCCACAGUGAGUUAGAGGCUUUCCAAUUGCAAAUUGAGUCACAAAUGAAAACUGGAACUGCAAAAGUUGUUGAGUAUUGGGAGGCUGUUCUUAAACGUCUGGAUAUCUACAAGGCUAAGGCCUGUUUGAGGGAAAUUCAUGCUAAAAUGCUGCGAAAACAAUUGCAACGUCUUGUUGAUCAACCUUUAGAGGAUGAAGACAAAAUGGAAAGUGAUCAUGGUUUAAGAUCCGGAGAGGAUAGUGAGCCUGAGUUGAAAGAUGAGGAAACAUUUUCACCGGAACCCACAGUAAAAGAAGAGACUCACGAGGCAGAAGAAGAGGCAGGAUCAUUUUCACCAGAACUAUUGCACGGUGAUGAGAAUGAAGAAGCCAUUGACCCUGAAGAGGACAGGGCUAUACUGGAAAGGAAACGAAUGGCUGUUUUUGAGGAACAACAAAGACGGAUGAAAGAAGCAAUGGCAUCUAAACCUACUCCAUCAGAAGAUAACUUUGAGUUAAAAGCAAUGAAAGUUAUGGGAGCCAUGGAGGAGGGUGAUGCUGUAUUUGGUUCUGGUGCUGAAGUCAACUUGGACUCACAGGUUUAUUGGUGGCAUGACAAGUAUCGUCCGAGAAAGCCAAAAUAUUUCAAUCGUGUUCACACUGGAUAUGAGUGGAACAAGUACAAUCAAACUCACUAUGACCAUGACAAUCCGCCUCCAAAAAUUGUUCAAGGGUACAAAUUCAAUAUAUUCUACCCUGACCUUGUUGACAAGACAAAAGCACCUACAUAUACCAUCGAGAAGGAUGGCAACAGUACAGAAACUUGCAUUAUUAGGUUCCAUGCUGGGCCACCAUAUGAGGACAUAGCAUUCCGGAUUGUAAACAAAGAGUGGGAAUAUUCACACAAGAAAGGGUUUAAGUGCACAUUUGAACGCGGAAUUUUGCAUGUUUACUUCAACUUCAAACGCUAUCGCUACCGGAGGUGAUGUGACCAAUCUGCCAUAUACCUUAUUGAGGUGGUUAAUCUGGCAGUCAACUCUCUGCAUUAUCAUAAUGUCUUGGCUCUUUGCCUCUUUGACCUCAUCACAAUAAACUAAAGAACCCCGGCAUCUCUUCAAUUGUGGAACCCUUCUGUUCCUAAAAGAUUUUGCCGCUCCUACCUGGUGUUCCCUUUGACAUUUAUAGCUAUUGUCCUGAGCAGAGGGUGGUUCCUGUAACAUUAUGGGUUUUUUUGGUUGUUUAAACAGCUAUUCAGCUGGAAUGCUUUUUAAUAUUGAAUGAUAUUUACUUGGAAAGAGACUUGAAGUUUUUAACAUUAUGUUUUAUGUAAGGAAACUGGGGUGAACCUCAUUGGCAAUAUUCCAUGUAGCCAUUAUUUGACGACGACGAUUGUUAUUGCCAACACAAGGGAAGCAAUGGAUGAUGCUGAAGCAUCAUAAAUAUUUGUAAUGACA